AUGCUCUCAGCAUCAUUUCUCGUAUUUAUUUGCGGUGUCAGCGCAAGCGCAAUCUCAAGGGCUACUGGUGGAAGUAGUCCAUGCGGAAUUCUAGCACAAAAGUCUUCUUCUGGUACGACCACCGUGACAGCAAAACUCGCAUAUGAAUGCCUUACCUCGAUUCCAAUCAACAAGGAUGCGGCAGUGAAACUUGUUGAAUCUAUUCUUCCGUAUGUAGAGUGGCAGUCAGAUCUGGAGUACCUGGAUGACCCACCAAAAGGAUACCAAGAACCCCCGAUCGAUGUGAUAGGAAGUCUUAAAGAGAUAUUACGCGAAAUCAAGAAGGGCGGAUAUGAUAGUGAGCACGAAUUUCAAGCAGAACUUUUUCAGACCUUCAACGCAGCCCACGAUGGACACUUCCGAUUCGUGCCAGAUUUAUUGAAUAGGGUGGUAUUUCGAAGGCGAGUACAGCUCGUAUCAGUCAGUAGAGAUGGCAUCGAACUCCCAAAAGUAUACGCGAAGAAUGAUAUUUACAACUACACCAAGUCAAACACUUUCAAUGCCUCUGCAAUCACUAGGAUUAAUGGACGGGACGUAAAUCGAUAUUUGGAGGACAUUUCACAGCAAGGAUUUUUACAGGAUCCAGACGCCCUAUACAAUGCCCUGUUUUACGAACUCGCGAUCGACGCCCAAUAUGCUAAUAUGCAAUAUACGGGCGCAUUUGCUGGGGCUGGACGAGCUGGUAUGACAUAUCAAGGAGCGGAGACGAAACUAGAAUUCGCGAACGGAACGUCGAGAACGUAUGAAAAUUAUGCAGAAGUGAUAGGAAAUUGGAGAGGAGUGACAGACGGCCCUUCCGCCUAUGAGAAAUUUUGUACUGGGCCCAAAAACUACGAUCCAGCUACCGAUGAUGAAGAGUUCAUGUCUGGAAAUGUCGGAUAUGCACAUGGAUACCCAACACCAAAGGGCAUCAGCUCUGAUAAACAGAUUUCGGGCUACUUUCUGGAUGACGAUCCGGCAUUUGCAGAUGUUGCGGUGCUCAGUAUGCUGUCAUUCGAACCACUUUACCCUGCCGAGUUUCAAAACGUGAUCGAAAGAUUCAUCUGGGACGCCAAAGCAGCCGGAAAGAGCAAAAUCGUGAUUGAUCUUUCCGGAAAUGGCGGAGGAGUCAUUCUCAACGGUUACGAUGCCUUUCGGCAAUUCUUCCCACAAACGGUCCAGGAUGGAUUCUCUCGUUUUAGAGAGCAUGAUGCCUUCAAUAUCAUGAGCAAGCAGAUUUCAAACUUCACGUCAGGCUUCUCCCUAGAAUCAGCAAGUACUACUCAAGUAGUUGCUUCUCAGUCUGUGCUGGACUAUCGGUUCGAUCUCAACCAGACGAAUCAGAAUUUUCUUACUUACAACGAUAAAUUCUCACCACAGAAAUUUCGCAAUGAUGAGUAUACGAGUCUGCUAAGAUGGAAUCUCAGCGAUCCGCUGUUGACAACGAGUUAUCAAUAUGGACUUGGAAUGGCCAUCACGGGUUAUGGUUCACGGCAGAAUUACAAGCAGCCAUUCGCCGCUGACGACAUCAUCAUGGUCUACGAUGGGUACUGCGCUUCAACCUGCGCCAUAUUCAGCGAAUUCAUGCGCACCCAAGGCCACGUGAAAUCCAUCGCACUCGGCGGCCGACCAAACCGCGCACUCAUUCAAGCAGUCGGGGGCACCAAAGGAACCAACAAUUAUCCAUUCUCUUAUAUUCUCUUUCUCGCCAAUAUCGCCCUCUCUACAGCUACUCCCGAAGAAGCGAAACUCUGGAAAAGUGUCAAAAGUCUAAGUCAAUUGCCAUUAGAUAGAAGUUCUGACAACUCAGUCAAUGUGAGGGAUAUGAUCCUCAGAGAUAACAUCAAGGAUGGAACUCCAGCACAGUUUCUGUAUGAAGCUGCCGACUGUCGACUUUUCUACGAGCCAGAAAUGCUACGCGACGCUCGUGCGAUUUGGAAGAAAGCUGCAUCAGUGGCCUGGGGCAGCGGGAAAUGCGUGGCCGGUAGUCUUCCGCAUAAGCAGGAGACUCAUGCGAUGAGGAAGCGGAAAGUGGAGGAGAUGAAGUUGGCAGCGAGAAGUGAGAGGGUGCCUAGAGAGUUUAAACCGCCGAGUAAAGUUUUGGAGGGGUUCAAGAGACCUGUUUUUGGCAAGAAAGUACCUUUGUGA
Glarea lozoyensis ATCC 20868 is the source of this 2166-nucleotide messenger RNA. Its product is annotated as ClpP/crotonase. Gene Ontology annotation, molecular function: serine-type peptidase activity. The record is from RefSeq and is a predicted model, not a curated record. The coding region runs from base 1 to 2166 and encodes 721 amino acids. Gene Ontology annotation, biological process: proteolysis. Lineage: Eukaryota; Fungi; Ascomycota; Leotiomycetes; Helotiales; Helotiaceae. The transcript is spliced from 6 exons.